Messenger RNA from Aaosphaeria arxii CBS 175.79, 1149 nucleotides. RefSeq lists its product as uncharacterized. The transcript has a single exon. The coding region runs from base 1 to 1149 and encodes 382 amino acids. The record is from RefSeq and is a predicted model, not a curated record. Lineage: Eukaryota; Fungi; Ascomycota; Dothideomycetes; Pleosporales.
AUGAGCAUCUUAUCCACUUUUCUGGGACCCCUCAGUCAACGAGCGCUGAAUCCUAAAUAUGCUCCAUUAAGCACGGGUUCUGAUUGUCGAGUACGGCUAUUGUAUGACUCCUCAGAAGAGCAUCUUGGUCUGGAAACAAGCUUGUCUGAUCUCCUUCGAUCGCAUCGCGAAGAUGGAGAAUCAAUCUUCGUCUUCGAGAGCGAGAGUCAUGAGGUUUUCCUCAUCUUCACUGUUUGCGCACAUGCAGAAACAACGCAGAGCGUUGAUGCUGCUCUGAGAAUGUGCCAAACCUUCAUGGAUGAUUCUCGACAAAGACAAGCUUCUGUGUUAUACAAGACUGCAAAAACGGAUUUAGACCGGCGAGCAGAGAAAACCAUACUGGCUGUUAUCGCACGGUACGAUGUUGAGCUUGCGAAGGCACUUGGGAUUCCAUCAGCGCGGCAGCAGCAAAUCACGCAAACAGUCCAGAUUUGCAAAACCACAGCUCGACGCACAGCGCGCUUCGGUACAGACUUGGUCUCAAUGUCUGAGCUACCCGUGUUCUUCUUCCCCACCAUAUGCAUCGUUGUAGCCUUGCUCCUUGUGAUAGUUAUCAUCUUCACAAGCUUGAAAGAGCCGCAUCAUCCUCAGAAUAUCUUUCGCUCAUGGAAAGCAUAUGACACUAGAGACAGCAUUGGCCCUGAAUAUCAACUAUCGGUUUACGGAUCUAAUGCCACAGCAUGGACUUCAUCGGAUAUAUAUAAAAACAAUGAUUGGGCACUGCGUCUCGACGAUCAGGCGUUAAUUCCAAUGCAUCUGUUCACGCCAUCAGAACAGCGCUAUCAAACAUGGAUCAGCGCGCACUAUCCGAGCAUUUCCGCACUCGUGAAGGAUCGAAAGCAUCUCAAUGGGACAUGGUUAAGCAGUCCAGCUGUGGACAAUGUGAUGGUCGACGAGUUAUUCCAUUUUUCACAUUGCGUUCUUGCUGUUCGGAGGUAUAUCGACGCAAGAGAGAGCCGGAAACACGUUUGUGGGAGAGACAUUGAUAAAGACCAUGUAAGACAUUGUCUUGAUGCGUUGGAUUGGUGGGCGUUUCCUGAUGAACGGAAAACAAAUAUCGAGAAUUUUGAACGACCGUUUGGGUGGAGGACGAAGGUUUGUUUCGACUGA